AUCAAGGUACCACUAUUUAGAGAAAGUGAUGAUAACACACCACAGUGAUUUCAGAUAGGACUAGUGUUUGAAGGUUUCGCUUCUGGAACGAACAUAGCUAGGUUUCCUGCUGGUAGCUCUGAGAGUGGCGCUACACAGAAUCUACUACAAACUGGGUCCUUGAAGGAAGACCCUGCUGUUCUUGGGCUUCUGGAGAUAGGGUGAUGGCAGAGUUGGUGUUUAUGGUAGUGACACAAAUUGCCUGGACAGUAGCCACAUGGUCACCAACUGCUAUUGGCUCCUGAAGAAAAUGCUAGAUUUUUCCAUUUCAAAUACCAAAGACCUUGUACAUGUCUCGAAAUUUUCGAAGAGAUAUUCACCCAGUAGCCACAGAUGAGAACCAGCUGCCUUCUCGAAGAACUGAUGUGAAUUUUUCAACAUACUCUUCUGUGAUCGGAAAGGAGCUAAUCUGUCAGAGUGACUCCAGAUUUGAAGUAUGGGGGGACUAAAGGGUAAUAACUUACACGUCAGAGGAAGGAACCGUUAGGUUGCCCGGCUAUCUUGGCAUUGAUUUAAGUCGAGGCUUAAAUAAUACAGUGGAUAAUACAAGACAUGCACGUUGGAUAUCAGCUAAGGAUGAAGGUGAGCUUAGUUCUUCCAGGAGUAAGUAUAUGGGAGGCCUUUUCCAUAGGGACGACUGACGAGAUUGACAUGUCAUUUCUUGUUGCUACUCGCUGGAUAGUACCUGCUGGUGUUGCAGCCAGUGAUAACAUUGCCAGCUUUUUUCAGUAUCUCUCCAAGUCUGCUUUAACUUUUUAUUGCAUGAUAACAUAGGAUUCUUGUUUCCCAAGUAUGGUCUCAAACUUUGCCGGCUUUCAAUUUGAUUUGAUGGCUUGUGAUGUAGGAGCUAUAGUGCUGCUAAGCAUAUGGGAGAAUCAGGCAAAAGAGGCGUAGGCGGAGAAGGGCAUCUGGGUCUAAUCGAUCAGCCUAACAUAUAGCCGUGCCUGGGUCCAUUAAAAUUUUGCCUGCGUAGCCCAUUUGACUUUUUGGUAGCUUUUUACUGCCAUUUACAGUCACAGAAUGUAGUUUCACUUUUACAAUUCUACAGCUGGCAAUUUUGUUAUAGGAAAUCAUUUUCGAAAGACUUUAUCUAUGCUUUAACUAAUGACCAUUAAAACACUAAAAAUGAAAAAUGAUCUUACUAAUGACCAUUAAAAAUAACACUAAGAAUGGAAAAAGUAUUUGUUACUUAUUAAUUCUUUCUAAAUUUGAUAAGAAAUGUUUUUUUUUUAUAAUUUCUUAAAAUUAGAAGAAUAAGAAAGAACUAUGGAUAAAAGAAAGAAACAUUUACAUUAUAGGUCACAUUUCAUCUUUUUAUUACACUCUAAGACACUUUUCACUCUUGAGACACUUUUUCUUAACUUAUUGUUGUCUCCUAACUAAUCUAGUUACAUUUUUUUGAAAAAUGAACUGAUAGUCUCUCUCUCUCUCUCUCUCAAAUCGUCAACCAGCUUUUAACAAUUUGAGUAGACAAUGUUGAUUAUUUCGGUGUUGGGAGUUACGGGUCAAAAAUACGGGUGGAUUUCCAACGAUGAAGCUAGUAAAUAAAUAACGAGUCAUUAGUAAGAGAUGGUGGUGGGUUAUAUGGUAGUCGUGAAAACAUAGAUUUCGAAUUCUCAGAGCCUUCGAAUAUGGACGGUGUUGGUGAAUGAAGAAAAGGGAUUCUUUUGUUGGGAGGUCUAUUAACCAUAGCGAUUUGGUUAUAAUUGGAUGAAAAUUCCGAAAUUUUGGGGAAAAAAUUGUUUUUUGCUCGUUUUCACUUGGUAAGAAUUAAUCUUACGAGAUUUGUAGGUUUUGAGUUAAAAUAUAUGGAAGAUGUUCGAAAUGAUGGUGAAUGUAUGUGGCGGCUCUGUUUUCAGUUGCAGAAACCCUAAAUGAAGAAGACGAUGUCAAAAUUACCUUUAUACCCUUCGUUAAAGAAAAUAAGAAAAAACAAAAAAAAAGACAAAAAAAAGACGCUGAAUGUACUUCGAACGCGAGACCAAGCGGUAGUUUAACCACUGCACUGCCUACUGCCUAGAUUUAUUUGAUUUCAUGUGCUGUUAAUGUUUGGUGAAAAAACUGUAAAAUAAAAUCCUAACAAGUGAAUCCCAAUAAGACGGUUUCAUAUUAAUCACACAAAUGAAUUACUCAUAUUUAUGGUAUAUGGUUUUAAUUGAUAUUCAAAAUUGAUAAAUGUAUGUUAAAAUUUAUUUGGUGUACAAGAGAAUUAUUGUACAUGUAGACAAUAAAAUUUAUUUGUACAUAUGGACAAUAUUUUUAUUGUAAAAAUAUUUUAAUUUGCAAAUAUGUACAAGUUAAAUGAUGUAUAUAUGAGUCGUUGUACAUGUGGAUAAUGUAUUUUUUGUGUACACCUGAUCUUAUACAUAUAAAUAUACACAAAACGUCAUACAUAUAGCUGAUAUUAAAAGAUGACAUUGGUUCAUUUUGUCAAAUGACAUGUAUGAAGUUAUCAUGUCUAUCACUGAAUAAGUUGUGCAUGAACACAUGUGUACACGUGGAUGUUAUUAAUAUGAUCAUAUAUGGAUAUUAUUACAACACCGACAUGUGUACACGUGGAUGUUAUUAAUAUGAUUAUAUAUGGAUAUCAUUACAACACCGUGCACAAGAAAUCGACACUUACCUUCAACUUUGUAUUUUGAUAUCUCAUCAUUGUAAAUGAGUUUAAGCUUUUAUAUUUUGUUCAUUUAAGCCAUUUUGGAUGCAUUUUUAGAUGUCAUUCUUCUGUGUCCUCUACAAAUCGUCUAUUUUGCUUAUCGUUUUCAACAUCAAACCACAAACACACAAUUCAAACCACAAAAAAAACAUGUGUUGUUACUACUCAUUGAUAUGUCAUCAUUUAAGUGUUUUUAUGCAUCUCAUUUACCUUAUUUUUAUCCUUCCAGUUUGCAUUCAGAUGUUAAUAUUUCAUUUGCAUCCAUAAUUGCAUAAAACUGGGGGAUGAAGAAUACAAAUAAAAGUUUUGAUGCAAAUUCGAAGGUUAAUCUUGCACAUUUAUAAAUUUAAGGGUCAAAAUAGAAGAUAUACAAAUACGAGGGACCUAAUGUGAAAAAUAGGAAAUUGGCCACUGGGUCUCUCGAUCCCAGAUACUGAGCCUGGACAGUCUUUGCUGAAAGCUUGCAGUUCCGGUCCCGAGCAUGACGACCACCGCGAGGAGGAUUUAAGACGAUCUGAGCAUGUAGCCACCAAGGAGAAGGUCAUGGCAGUGGUGGAAGUGAGUUAUAGAGAACGAAGGAGGAAGCUUGGUCGGAGUGAUUUCGUGUCUAACAUGGACGUGGCGGCGUUCACGGUGGUGCUGUUGCGGCGAAGGAGAAGCGAAUCAAACUGCAUUCGUGGUGGGGGGGAGAGACGAAGAGGACGAUACAAUUGUGAAGCAACAUUUUUUGAGAUUUUGAUUUUUGAAGCAACAUUUGAAAAGCCAAAGAACUCAAUCUUAAAUUUGGAUAAAUUGCGUUAGGAUGAAUCAGUCACCAUGGAUAUUCGGAGGAGAAAAGGCAGAGGGACAAAGACGAAAAGAGUAUGCUUUAUGUUUCAAUUUUUUUAAAAAUUAAAAACAAAAGAAAAGAAAAGAAACCAGUUACUUAUUAUGGUUACACUUUAGUUAGGGAUAAGAAAGUAAACAACCACUUAAAAGUACCCUAGUAGCAACAAGUGACUUAUCAUGUAAUUAAAAGUCACAAAGUGACCCUGCGUGAAAAUCACUCUAAAAGAAAUUCCAUGAUGUAAAUUUUAAGAAAUGAUGAAGAAUUUACUGUUUACAUUCAUUACUUUGGUCAUUAUAAUUUAUUUAUAAAACCCUGAUAAAAAUAGAAAAUUACGUCCGAAGGACUUAAAAACUUUUAGAUUGAAUGAACUAUCUUCCUAAUUUGAAAUGCAUCCUACAUACGUUAUUAGUAUUACUAUAGAACUCUAGAAUAGUAUGGAUUUGAAAUUCAAAUAGUGGCCUGGAACCAUGCUUAGCUCAAUAUAGGACGUGACGAGGCUGAUAUGGUCCCCUACCGGCCAGGCGGCCACCACACACGAAACUUACUUUUAGGUAAAAAGGGAAAUUAGACUGAGCCAAUACGCAUUCACUUCCCAAACAUCAGGCCAUUUUCCUGCAUUAAAGAGAAUUCAGUGUCCUUAAAAUUGCAUUAAAGAAGUCAGCUCUAAAAGCUAAAUUAAAUCAUACUGUUUUCUUUUCUUUUUAUUCUUCAACAUGAACAAAACAAAUUCUUGUUAUAAUAAAUUCUUUUUGUCAGAGGGUUUUCUUAAAUUUAUAAAUAGGAGUUUAGAGAAAAAAAAAAGAAGAAGAACCAAUUCGAACCGAGAAGAGAGGAAGGGAGACUUGAUUUAACAGAGGGAGAUGCGAGAUGAGAAACCGUUUGACAAAAAAAAAUUUUUACCAAAAACAUUCAAAAUUAAAUGGUUUGAAAGUUCCUUAAUCAAUGGAAGUGUUAAGAUAAUACCCCUGAAGUUCAUAUUUGGAAGACUCGAAGUGGCAGCUAAACUGGUGUUGGAGCAAAAAUUCUUAAACAAUGUGGUUCAACCCCCAAAGACUAACAUUCAUUUGUUUAAAUUGUUAUAUGGUACCGAUAGUAUCUUCAUGCAUCGAUAUAAAUGGAAACAUGCAAAUAGUUACAUUUUUUAAUCCAUACAACUUCCAAUGAAUGACAGCAGCAAAAUGCACAAGGAAAGUUUAGGAGAUCAUGUGAAUGUUUGAUGUUGUUUGCAACGAAACAUAGCUACAACAUUUUGGUUGUACAAAUAUUAGUAACGUCUCAAUCCACAGAAAUAUUAAUAAAUAUAGCAAAGAAUUGUAUUGUCUAUAUAUCUAAUUUGUUGUAGUGAUGUUUGAAUGUUUUCGAUUUCAUUUAAUUAGUUAAAGCAAGGUGCAUAACAGCCUAGAGACCCAAAGACAUGGCGAAUAGAAGGAAUGUUAGGCACUUUUUGUGAAAAUAAAUAUUGCUAGCGACUUUUGGUUUAUUGGUAAAUGUUUCUCCUUUUUGUUUUAAAAGUCAAAUUUCUUUAUUUUUUAAAAUAGCAACAUCUAACUUGCUCAACAUACUUUGACUUUUAGUGAUCGUCGUGCACCACCUUUCUGCAUAAUUUUCAUUUUCAAUCAUUUAAUUCGAAUUUCAUUACCUUUUUGAAUAAAAUGAUCACACUCAAGCUAGAUUCAAUAACCGAUGCAUGAACUCUGGUGAGGAAGUCUCAAUUGGAAAUGUCAAAAAAAUUGUAUUUUUGAUACUUUAACGUAUGAAUGGUUAUUGUGUUCACUUAAUUUCUUUUAACAUACACAAAAAUCAUAAAAUGUAUUGUAAUGAACUAUAUUAAAAAAUAAUGAAAUGAUUAAAAAUACAAAAUAACAAAACUCAAAUUGAAAACUAAUUAAAGAGAACUUUAUCUUGUUACAUACUACAAAAACUUUUAAAAUGACUGAUUGUAAGGAUUUCGAAAAGCUAAACAGAACUGACUUCUACAAGAUGACAAACAUUACAAAACACAAUUUAUGUCAAAAUUUUCAAAACUAAAAACAUUUUUAUAUGAGUUUUAAAAACGAGAAGUCCUCAAGUGUAUAUACGCAAAAUAAAAACAAAAAGAAAAGAGCAAGAAGGAAAUUCCAACGGUAUGUUUUUGGUGUCAGCUAUUCCAAUAGUUUAAGUUAAAGACGACAAAGAAAAGACAAAAGAAAUUUGAGAAUGUAGUAAACGUAAAAAGUUGUAAUCAUUAAAUUAUCAUUAAUAUUACGAAAUAUACAAACCAAAACAAGAAAUAAAAAAUAACAGAGAAUUUACUAUAUCUCCUUCCCUCAAAAGUCUUUAUAUUAUGACACUCCUCCUUUAAUACAUCUUGUUCAAUAGUCAUUUUCUCUAUCUCUCUCUACAUCGAUAUUCUCUAACAUGGAGAAAAGAAUGAGGCUCAGGGUUCCAAGAAUAGUCCGGUCAUCUCUAAGCUCUUGCCGACCACGAGACCUACACGACGUGGUCGACACUUCUGCUGUUGCUAGCCAAACAACGUCUUCCGACAGAUUCUUCCUUACCGAACCUAAAGCCAAGACUCGCGUGGACCGUCACAAACCUAAGCCUAACACGUUCUCUGCGUUCCCACCAAACCCUUUCUACGAAGGAAGCCGUUCGUUUAGAGACUCAAAGAAGAACAUCAAGACAAGGAGGAAGCAAAGAUCAUCUCAGUUCGCUUCUGAUUCUCUCCUCGCCUCACGUUUUAAGUCAAAUGGGUCUUGGUGCUGGUCUUGCAGCGAGGACGAAGAAGAAGAGAGUGAUGAUAGAGAUACACUCUUUUCUUCUAGAAGCUUCUCCUCGGAGUCUUCCAAGGGGGAGAGUUUUGCGGUGGUGAAGAAGUCAGAGGAUCCUUAUGAGGAUUUUAGGACGUCAAUGGUGGAGAUGAUUGUUGAGAGACAGAUAUUUGCAGCGGCUGAGCUACAAAAGCUUCUUCAGUGUUUUCUUUCUUUAAACUCUCUUCAACACCACAGUGUCAUUGUUCAAGUGUUUUUGGAAAUUUAUGCCACUUUGUUCUCUCCCUAAUCUGCGUCUCGCUCAUUUUAGAGUACUAAGUUCAACCUUAAUCUCGCUUUAAUUAGUGUUAAUUUCAGUUAAUCUUUUGUCUUAUCCUUUCUCUGUAUUAUUAUUGUUAUCAUCAACCAAAUUUGGUUAAAGCAGAA
This is a messenger RNA of Brassica rapa (field mustard), 6700 nucleotides long. Its product is annotated as transcription repressor OFP8. NCBI's taxonomy places the organism in Eukaryota, Viridiplantae, Streptophyta, Magnoliopsida, Brassicales, Brassicaceae. The record is from RefSeq and is a predicted model, not a curated record. Gene Ontology annotation, biological process: negative regulation of DNA-templated transcription.